UAACUGCCUCCCCGGCGAAUAUGACCUUCCCUGCUUUGUGGAGAAAAUCUUCGUGCAGAAAUGUUGUAUUCGCAUGGAAUGCUUUAAUAUUGGCGGAAUUUGUCGAUCUGAAGCAAAGCAGUAUGAGAUGGCUAUAACAUCAACGUACUGUGCACAGACAGGAUUCCAAUGCUAUGUCACCACUAAUAGCUGUGAAAGCCACACUGACUGUUGGGGGCGCUGCGUUCACGAAGCAGACAAGUGUUUACCAGACGAGACGGAGUGCGUUGACGAACCCUGUACCUGUAAAUUUGGAGAUAAGUGUUGCUUGAAGGAAUGCAAUCCAAGUGGAAUUGACGAAUGCGCCUUGAGAUUUCCAGGUCGUGCAUUAUGUCGACCACACGGAUGUAAAGUGGGCGUCGAGACGCCGGUGACGGUAGUCCCCGGUCUAUGCGGUCCUGAUUGCCACUGCUGCAAAAGAAGCGGCUCGUGCAGUGACUGUGGUGGAGAAUGUAGAACGGCCUGCUGGCCUGGUGAAAUAUCCCAGAAACAUUGUGACUGCACAGCUGCUGGUCACCAUUGCUGUGUCGCCCAGACUAGAAAUGGAGUUGGAGGGGGUGGAAUUCAUGGUUCACCCAACUACACGUCCUUUGACGGGUCAAAGUUCGAAUAUCACGGAACCUGCUCAUACGUGUUAUUCCGAGAGUGUACAACAGAUCCCCAAUUUGUUGUUAUAACUGAUCAUAUGAACGGCCAAGACACAGAGGACCACUAUCGUUCGUAUGUCGUCAAUGUCCGAAUCAUACUGGCCUCGACUAGAAUUGACAUCACCUCGAAUGACGUCAAGGUAAACGACAUGUCUGUUACUGGCAUCCUUCCAAUGACCACCGAUGAGGGAGUACAUAUCAAUAUUGGUUAUGAGUAUAAACUUGUUCAUGUUGACUUUCCGGAGGUUUUCUCUCUGUCAUGGAAUGGCAGGGACAACAUUAUCGCAACUAUUGAUGAGGACUUUCACGGCUAUGUAUGUGGACUCCUUGGUGAUGCUGAUGGUGAUCCACGUAACGAUAUGAUGAUGAUACUACCAGAUGGACUGUUCGAGCUCACUAAUGAUGACAAUGAGUUUGGUAACAACUGGGAGGUUCCUGGCAGUUGUAAUAUUCGCCGCGCUCCUUGAGGACCUGGGAAUAUCAACCUGGACGUGCAGUGGUUUCUUCAACAAUUAGCAAUAACUAUCACACAUAUGCAUUCAACGUAUGGACCAGAUCGACGCCAUUGAUUACUGAAGUGUUUUAUUUGUCUAGAAUGCUAACACUUGCCGCACACUACAUUCUUUUCUAUACAUGUACAACAUAUAUUUCAUCACGCGUAAAUUUAAAGUUUAUUUUCUGGAUCAGAACUAGAUGGGUUGGUUUUCUUAAUUCUGAGUUUGAAUAAAUGGCUGUAGCAUUUUUACAUUUCGAUCAAUAAUCUAGAAUCACAUAAAAUCUUCUCACAUAAAAGGAAGGUUAAAAUGACAGUUUAGUG
Messenger RNA from Saccoglossus kowalevskii, 1503 nucleotides. Its product is annotated as BMP-binding endothelial regulator protein-like. Lineage: Eukaryota; Metazoa; Hemichordata; Enteropneusta; Harrimaniidae. Gene Ontology annotation, cellular component: extracellular matrix. The record is from RefSeq and is a predicted model, not a curated record.